Molecule: messenger RNA, 4868 nt
Organism: Brachypodium distachyon (stiff brome)
Lineage: Eukaryota; Viridiplantae; Streptophyta; Magnoliopsida; Poales; Poaceae
Product: wall-associated receptor kinase 5
Exons: 6
Coding region: 2232-4520 (762 amino acids)
Biological process (GO): protein phosphorylation; cell surface receptor signaling pathway
Cellular component (GO): plasma membrane
Molecular function (GO): calcium ion binding; ATP binding; protein serine/threonine kinase activity
Source: RefSeq, a predicted model, not a curated record
CGCGAACCGUUUUUCUCUUUCGUUUUCUCCUCGCCCGACCGAUUCCAACGCCUCCUCCUCCCCCAUUCCCCUGCGGCCAUCCUCUGCCCCGCCACACAGCGGCCGCCGUCGCCUCCUCCACCACGUCGCAAAUUUAUGUACCCCGCCUCUCGCGUCACAGGCUCACAGCCGCCGCCCCAGUCCCGCUGUUGUACCCCGGUCACGAGCCGCAGCCGCCGAUCCCCGCACGCGAUCCGCCGCCGUCGCGCCCGUUCGCGAGCUGCUGCCCCUCCCCCAGACCGCGUCGCCGUCCUGCCCCUCCUCCGCCGCAGCCAGUCCAGGGAGGCGUCGUCCCGGUGUCGGCGCUGCUGCUGGAGUCCGUUGAGGUGGAGGCAGCAAGCGGGAAGGAGGAGAAGACGCCCAUGCCGUGCUCGAUCUUCUUCGACUCGGUCGUCCCCGACGGUCUACGGCGAGGUUGCAGUGCGGCCACGAGUUCCGCCUCAGUAAAUGAUGGAUUCUGAAGGCAAGGCUCAACUGGUGGCUGACACUGAGCUAUACUAUGACAUGUUGAAUACUGUUGCAUAUCCUACAUUCACUAAUAUCCCAUCAGUGGAUUCCUUCAAGCAAAGCUGCCAGAUGAAGCCAUAUUAUCUGAGGCUGUUGAAUCUCAUCCUGUGCAAGAUUGGUUUAACACAACUGCUGGUGUUGGGGAUCCAGAUGCGCUCUUUCUGGCUUUGAAGUUCCAAGAAAUAAAUAAUGUUCAGAGGGACAUAUUUUGGAAGCUUCUGCCAUAUAAUAUUCAUUCAGUCCUGACGAUAUUUUCACUGAAGUGCAUCUUCUAUCUUUUGCUACUUGUUUAAAGGUAAUUUUAGGUAACUUACAGUUCAGGGCGAAUUAGGAUUCCGGUCGGCUUGUGCACUGGCAUUCCGGUCCACUUCUUUCCCUUUCGGUGCCAUUAGGAUCCAACUGGUGAACUUGAAAUUUCAUACAAAUUCGAUCGAAGAACAAUAUGUCACGAAAAGUUCUGACUGUAUAGUACAGAGAUGCACUACAUACAGACAAAGUUUCAUGAAGUUUUUUUUUCAUUUCUGGGCUUAAAAAAAGCAAACAUGUUGAUCUAUAAAAAAAUGUUUGUUAUUCCAGGUCGACACAUUUGUAUUUUUUAGCACAACAAUGAAGAUAUUUUUAAUUAACACAUCUACGUGUAUAUCAGUACAUGCGGAUUUUUCUACAACUUUUCAGACCUUAAAAUGUGUUUCUUUUGUUGAUCUAAAAUGUGUUUAUUUAUUUUGAAAAGCAGCUCAGUAGCCAUUUCGUUUCCGAGAAAGCACUAAGCUAAGCAAUGACUAUCAUGCAUUCAUACGUGAGGUCAGCACACUUAAAUUUCCAGUAAGGCGACUUUAACCUGUGGUGCCACACUCUUCGUUGGUACUCCCUCCUCUCCGAUCCUCCGCUCCAUGAUACCAAAAUUGUUCUGAGACACUUAUUAUGGAUCAGAGAGAGUACGAUUUUUCUUGCAAUUGCACGUUUUGAAGUUGUGAUCUUCUUUGUCAUGAUACUUCCUCCAGCUCAUAAUAAGUGAUUUUAUUGACAAUGACACGUUAUUUUCAACACUAAUUUGACAUUUUCUUGCAAGUGCAUGUUUUGAAAUUGAGAUCUUCCUUGCAAUUAGGAAGGAGCACUGCAAGAUAUUUCCAGGCAAAAACAGUUCACUUCCACUCAAAGAGAAAAAGAAUAGUUCACUUGUAGGAAGAGAAAAAGAAUACUAUGGAAAAACAAAAGAGAGAAAUAAUUGUUCACUUGUAGGAAGCGUCUAUGUGAAAUUACGCUUUAGGAGCUACGUUUGUGUAACACCUGCAGCGGUAACUGAAAAUACGCUUCGCAGCCCACCCUAGUUCGUCCACGUCGCCGUCCUGCCCUGCCGGCGGUGGCACCGGCCCUCCGGCCGUCGGCGGGGGCGUCAGGCUCCGUUAAGGGAGGAUGGUUGCUUCUGCUUCUGCAGCAGCCACGCGAGGGGCAUGGCUCGAAGAGCGGGUGGCGGCAUGAGGGGGCCCUUGGAGACGCCGCCGCUGCCGACUUUGGGCGAGUACCAUGAUCCACGCGGCGGGCGGCGGCGGCGGGCGGCGGCCUGUCGCGCGAGAUGCGGCGCUAAUUGCGCCGUAUUAGGCGGAGGACCGCUCGGGCUGCCGCAACAACGGCGACGCGAUUGGAUCGGCUAAGCGGAGGAGCGAAGAAGAGACCGGCGCAGAUGUAUGAUAAUGUGCCUGCUGCGCAUUGGAUCUCCAUUACAUUGUGCAUUGGCAACACCCGUGGGUGGCACCACACCUCUGGCGCUGCCAGGCUGCCCCGACAAGUGUGGCGAUGUGCUUAUCCCUUACCCCUUCGGCAUUGGAGCACAAUGCGCGGCAGUCAACCUCAACAGCUUCUUCAAUCUCGGUUGCAACAACGCCUCCCACCCACCGCGGCCGACUGUGGGUGGCCCAGUUGACGUGGCUGUUGACGUCGUCGAUAUCUCACUGGAGCACGGCGAGUUACGUGUGCUUGUCCCCGUGAGCUACAUCUGCUUCACAUCAAGUGCCACCGUGUCGGCAACCAACAAUGACACCGUGCGGUUCAGCCUGGAGAACACACCAUUCCUCCCAUCCCCCGGCCGCAACCGUUUCAUGGUCAUUGGUUGCAACACCUUGGGGCUCAUUGGCGGUUUCCGCGGGGAAACGAGCCAGUACCUCGCUGGCUGCUACUCCUACUGCGAUGGCACCAGUGGUGCAUCAGACGACGGAGCACCAUGCACCGGGACGGGCUGCUGCGAGGCAUCCAUCCCGACCAACCUCACCACCUUCAAUGUGGCAUUCCCGAUUAACAGUAGCAGCGUGUGGGGAUUCAACCCGUGCUUCUAUGCCAUGAUCGCCGAGGUCGGGUGGUACAGCUUCCAACGCCGAGACCUUGUUGGCCAGCUUGGGUUCGUCAACGAGAAGGCAAAGAAUGGUGCACCUGUCAUCGUGAACUGGGCUGUCAGAAACGGCUCAUGCUCAGAGCCAAGAAACUAUGCAUGUGUCAGCGCAAACAGUUUCUGCCAGACUGCGGGCAAUGGACCCGGGUACUUGUGCCAGUGCUCCCCAGGGUAUGAGGGCAACGCCUACCUCCACAACGGCUGCCAAGAUAUAGAUGAAUGCAUGUUGCACAGGCAGGACCCCAAAUACGAAGAAUUGUAUCCCUGUAGGAAUGGGGUCUGUCGCAACACUCCAGGAGGCUACGAUUGUAAAUGCAAGAAAGGAACAAAGUCCGAUGGCACAAAUUCUGGAUGUCAGUCUCUGCAUACUCGAGGUCAACAGCUGGCUAUAGGACUGAGUGUAUCUGCCAUUGUGAUAAUAUCUUUGGCAUUCUUUUUGGCUAUGCGAUUACAAAGGAAAAGGCACAAGGAGGAGAAAGAUGAGUAUUUCAAACAAAAUGGAGGGCUCAGGUUAUAUGAUGAGAUGAGAUCAAAGCAGGUUGACACAGUUCGAAUACUCACAGAAAAGGAGGUCAAGAAAGCUACUGACAACUACAACGAAGAUCGAGUUCUUGGAUGUGGCGGCCAUGGAAUGGUGUACAGGGGUACUCUGGAUGACCAGAGAGAGGUCGCCAUAAAGAAGUCCAAGGUAAUCAACGACAACUGCAGGGACGAGUUUGUCAAUGAGAUCAUAAUCUUGUCGCAGAUCAACCACCGAAACAUUGUGAGGUUACUAGGCUGUUGCCUGGAUAUAGAUGUCCCAAUGUUGGUCUACGAGUUCGUCUCCAACGGGACACUAUAUGAGUUUCUUCAUGGUAGUGCUGAUCACAAUCUGUCACCAAUUCCUCUGGAUCUACGCCUGAAGAUUGCUACACAAUCAGCAGAAGCUCUUGCUUACUUGCACUCAUCGACAUCUCGCACAAUCCUACAUGGGGACGUCAAAUCCGCCAACAUUCUGCUGGAUGAUCAGUACCACGCCAAGGUUGCAGACUUUGGGGCGUCAGCGCUCAAGUCCAUAGACGAAAGCGAGUUCAUCAUGCUUGUCCAGGGGACCCUCGGUUACCUUGACCCCGAGAGUUUCAUCAGCCACCUCCUCACUGACAAGAGCGAUGUCUACAGCUUCGGGGUCGUUCUUCUCGAGCUGAUGACAAGGAAGCGGGCUUUGUACGUCGAUAAUCACUCCAGCGAAAAGAAAUCAUUGUCCCACAAUUUCCUCCUGAUGUUCGACGAGGACAGGCAUCAGGUGAUGCUGGACCCUGAGAUUGCAGACGAUGCUGCAGCCAUGGCGGUCAUCAAGAAUCUUGCUGUCCUUGCUGUGCACUGUCUGAGUGUUAGAGGAGAAGACAGGCCGACGAUGACAGAGGUUGCGGAGCGUCUGCGGGUGUUGAGGAGACACCAGGUGCAAGGAGCCGGUGAAGACAAAAGCAAUAGUUACUUUGGUAGCAAUGGAGGAGCGCCAUCAGAGGAGUCGGAGGUUCUCCCUUUGGAAGAGAUGACUGAUGACGGGAACCUUGGAGGCUUGGAGAAGGGCAAACUGGUGCUGGCCCUGUAGACUGUAGUGUAGUAGGUUCUUCAAUCGUCUAUACACUUAAUUCCUGUGUUUGAGGGAUGUGAUAAGACAACAGUAUGAUACUCUUUUGAACUUUUUUUAGACUUCUAGAUGUUAUUUUGGAUAAGUUUCUUGUGGGAGUCUUGGUGUUUUGUUUGAACGUAAACUAAAUACCAAAUCUCCUAGAAAUACCCUUACUCCAAAAUACCUUUUUGAGUUGUUUCUUCUGUAAUAAACUAGCAAGAGGGGGACAUGAGUUCUGCAGGGCUAUGGCUACGGCCUCCUGUGAGCCUGGAAUAUUUGUAGAAAUUAAAAGGUUUAUUAGUUUCAAAAGAGGUUCACCCAACCAAA